UUAUUUUGUGUGCCAGUCUGCUAUUUUGCUAAAAGGUGAUCUCGGGGGAUAGGCUCAGUUCUAGGUUUAAAGAGUUUCUCAGGACGAUAGUCUCAGGGAAUCCUCUGUUCUCUGCUGUUCCAGUUUGUGACUUAUGGAAUUAAUCUGAAAACUUGGAACUUAAUCAUUUAUGUUCCAAGCACUCUGAGAGAAUAAAUCAGAACUUAAGAUGAGAACAGCCCUGGUGUGAUCCUGACUUCUCAUCUGUAUUUUAUCCGAGAAGAGUGAUGUAGCUCACUUUCCCAAUACCGAGAAACACUAGCUGUCCUCUUGUUUCCAACAGAGGCGGCCUCAGCAACAUGCUGUUCCAGUGCUCCUUGCCCGACACAAUAGCAGCUGUUGGCGAUGAGCCUCGGAAGGUGCUGCUCCGGCUCUACGGAGCGAUUCUACAGAUGGUGAGUUCCUGGGCUGCUUUGGGAGUGGGAGGGCCCUUUUUAGGUUUUGUGAUCCUUUUUCCUCAAAUGUCUGCAAAGAGAUUUUAAGUACUUCGUUAAUGUUAUUAAAAAUAUCGAAAUACAUUGCUUUGAUUUGAGUUGGGCUGCACAACAUGCUUUAUUUUUUGCAUUCUAAGUUCAUUUCCUGUUUUUACCCACAUGUAUUAGUAAAUUAGUACAAUUAUUCCCAGUUUUACAUCCAGAGAACACAUAAUGUUGGUUAAAUCUUUAGUAGUUCUUGAUGAUGCUCGAAUUUCCUAAAGCACAAUGAAAUGGUCAGCUCAGACCUAGAUUAUAAGAACUGUGCUGUAGGGAAGAUACUGUUUUUAUAGCAUGAUCAACACAAUUUUAGAGGAUGGUACUAGUUAAGAAAGUAUAAUCUUAGUGAAGCUGAAUUUAUUAACCUCCCUUUGAGAUUUCUUUAAAACUUUAAAUUUGUUAGAUUCAUAAUCUUUUAAAAUUUUUACAUUACUUAAAUAAUCUACAAAUCUAAUUUGCAGGUAAUUAAAGUGUGCUAUUUGAAUUGUCUAACCAAGUCAAAUAUAGGAUGCUCUAGAUAACCAGUUUUUACCUGUUUAUGCCAUGAAUUUGCCAUUUCACUGACCACACAUAGACAUGUUUGGUCGAUAAUUCUAUGGUAAAUAAACUAAAAUUUUAAUACCCAUUUUAGUCUUCUUUAGAAGGACCCCUUUUUAUCUUCAUAAAAUAGAGCAGAAUGGUUUUCUGACUUAACUUUUUAAAAAGAAUUGUCUUUUUCAGCUCAGUCUGAAAAGCAAGUCAUGUCCACAUCUAUGGUAUUUGAUUCUAUGUUUAGAAAUACUAAAGUUGACAUUUGUAGUCUAAGGUGUUAAUUCAUUUAACAAAUUGUCAUAAUGUGAAUGAGCCCUUUUGUUGUCUAAUUUUUCUUUGGCUGUGUCAAGCUGUGAAAGUGGUUAAGAUCUGGAUAUGCUGGAAACAAUUCCGCAUGUUUUAGAGGUUCAUAGCUAUUCCACUGACACAUAUUUUCCUGAGAAAACUGAGUUCAUCUUGUUAUUAGGUGCAUACAGUUGACAUACAGUCAGGGCCACACUAACUUGCAAACACUGACUCCUUGAUGAUAAACAAGCAGAGAAGAUUCUUGUGUUUACCAUGCAGUUCAGUUUUUUUAUUUAAUCAAGUUACAGUUUCAAAGCACAGCAUUUGAACACUCAAAGCCUGUCUGGCAUUUUUAAUGAUCUCAGUCUUUUUAGCCAUUUUUUCUUUGGGGACUGUGUAUAUUCUAUAAUAAUGGUCCAUUUCUGCUCAUUUGUUUCAUGUGCUUUGCAUUUAAGCCAUACAUUUUCAGAACAGUUUAAUAACCUGCUGCUGAAAUGGCAUGUGAUAUAAGAAUAUUGUUUAUAUCUGAUUUACAAAACUUUAGUUUCUACUUAUAACUUCAGUAGAAGCCUUUUGAGUGUACGCUUUGCUCCUCCACGUACUAGACUCAGCUAGGAGCCGGGUGCUAUUCUCCAGAGUGGCACUGCCCAAGGGAACUUUCUGCAGUGACGGCACCAUUCUGGGUGUUGUCUAGUUCGAUAGUCACCAGACACGUGGCUGUUGAGCACUCAGAAUGUGUCAGGUGACGCUGAGGAACUGAAUUUUAAAGUAUAGCUCAUUUUAACUCAUUUAAAUUUACAGGGUCACAGGUAACUAGUGAGCACCACGUUGGCCAGGAUAGCUCUAGGCUGUGCUGUGUUCCUGUGUAAGUUACUGCAUUGUAAAAGCCCGCUCUAGCCUGGCCUGUGACUCGGGAGUUAUCUUUUUCCCUAAUAAAGAUUCACUGUCUAACAGUUGUUAUCUUUUGUCUUUUUGAAAUUUUAGCAGCCUAAAAGUAUUACCUUGCAGUAGUUAAGUGCAAUAGAAACGUCUGGAAAUAGAAACAAGUCUAUAUCCCUAUUUAUUAAGAAAAUUUUAAAAAGACGAUUGGGUGACUCAGAAGAAUAAAUAGAGUAGUUGAAGCCACUUAAAAUGGAUUUAACUCUUACCAAACUAACAGAAUGGAGUAUGUUUAACAUACAAGUCUAAUUUGGGGGGGAGGGGCACUUUGCAUUUUGUUUUCCAGUUUCCAUCCCCAGUGGCACAUCUGCUGAUGAAGGGCGGAAACUGUGCUGGUGGAAAGCAUCUUAGAUAGAAGGGGAAAUGAGUAGUUUACUAAAUUGAUAAUACGAAAAUGUCUAACAAUCUCAUAGUUGACUCUACUAGACAGUGAACUCCGUUUUAUUGGGAAAAAAGCUAUUGCUUCACUUCAUAGGUGAGAAUCUACGUUUUCAAUAUAAUUGGUCAGCUGGAUGAGCCCUUAGUUCAAGUACCCUUUUUUUUUUAAUUGAAUUUUGAACCUAAUAAAACUAUGGUACCUACAGCCUCAAAUUUAAAUCUCUUUGGUUCCCAAGUUCUGCAGGGCUUAGCAGGGGCACGGAUGUAGUUAGAAGUUCACAUCGAUGGCCACUGUAGACCGUGGUCCCUGUGAAUACUUGACAGCCUGAGGAGGGGAUUCUUGGAAAUAUCUGGUGAGAGAGACAGAAAGGAGUGGAGGAGACUGAGGAGCUUCUGAGAUGUCAGCUGGGCAAAGUGCCCUGUGCAUUAAAAGCUGAGCUUUUACAGCACCAUGCCAGAGAUUUUACCAUAAAUCUAAAUUCCUUUCCAAAUAUUUUCAACUCAGCUCUAAUUGUCUAGUAUUGCUUUUAUUUUUUACCGGGGCAUGGGUGCAAUCUUGUUCCUGGUUUAUGAUCAACUCUUUGGAACAAAUCUGGCCUGUAAUGGAAGGAGGGGUAUUUAUAGUCUACAAACAAGGCCUUUGUACCCAUAACAACAACAGAAGUUGCCAGAAUUGAUAGUAAAUUGUCAGAAUUUGCACUAAUUAGGAGAUGUGGCUGGGUAAAUACAGAGCCCCAAGUAAAGAAUCACAUAACAUGAUAAAUGUAUGGGUUGAAGACAGAAUUAACUCUAGCACAACACAAAUUUAUGCUUUGCUUCUUUUUCACUCUGCCUCACAGGAGGACACACAUCCGUAUACGCAUGUGUGCUCCCUGGUGGGUGCGUGUGUAUGCCAGUGUGACUGGUGUCCCCCCAGUCAGCUAUAUAAAUAUGGUGGUAGCAUCCUUGAAGAUGGGUUAGAAUUUGCCCCUUUCUUGAAAAAUGUUAAUUGAAUACCGUACAUAAUGAUAGGCCUAUGUAUUUUCUCAGAAUAUUUUGCUGAUUUUGCUUAAUUAUACGACACACCAGUUUAGUAUUAUGUCCCUUUUUUCCCUUUCCCCAUUGUUUUAAGUCUGUUACAUAGAAAUAUUUCUCAUGUGUUUCGAUUAGCAAAUGAUUUACAAGUGACUUGGUUUAAAGUAAUUGAAUGCUUCUCAACGUUCUCAUGUUUCUUGGUCUUGGUGUUGCGAGAUGUCUAACUUGCUUUAUCUCCGUAGUGGCAGUGAAUGACUGCUCUUGGCGCAGUUCACUCAGGGUUAAGUAACAGAAGGCCAAGGUAAAACUCUCUGACGGGGUUAAGGUUCAGUUCUGUCCCUAACAUCUGUCUCUUCCAGCCCGUCUCUAUAGAAGAUGAGACAUAAGCAAACUUUCUAACUGUAUCCUGGAGCUUUUGUUUAGGAUGUGUAUUAAUUUUAGGGGGCUUAUGAAAAGUCCCGUGUUUGACAAGGGGAAGAAUGAGUCCUUUUGAAAAUAGCAACACGAUAAGACAAAUAUUGUUUUGAAAAACAGCUAUACAAUAUUAUUUGCAAGAAAUUAUUAAACAUGCAAAUAUUAAUCUGACCUUAAAAUAAAGUGUAUCAAUAUAAUGUAUUUCACAUAGACUAGCUUUAAUUUUUAAUGGGAAGGAGGUUAUUUCAUGAGCCACAUAGAUGACGAAAGACAAACUCAACUGUUAAAUUAGCCCUCACUAAACUAAGGUAGCUUAAUAGAAGUUUUAAUAGUUCAGCCUUUGCCAUUGUGGAAAGAGAGAGAAUUGCUAAAAGAGAGCUUGCAACUGUAAGAUUAGCCAUAAAUGUAACUUGAUUUUUUUCCUUUCUGAUACUGGGAAGAAACACCCGUCCGCAACGCCCAGUAGCAGCCUUUUCAAAGAAGCGAGUUUGGCCUACUACACAUAACCAGUUUGCUUAUUUAUCAUGAAUUGUGGAAGACCCACACGUCAGUACGUAUUGUUCAUUCGGUGUAACCUGUGCCAAUUGGCUGAAGUGUCAGAGGAUCGCUUUGUCCCUCCUCUGUCAGAACAGUGGCUCUGUGUUAAGCCUAGUCCUUCUGUGCAUGAAUGGAGUGGUUUGGCCUCACCGUUAGAAUGGUCUCACAGGCAUGAGUGUUCAUAAUACACGUCCAAGAUCCCUCUUGGAGUGUUGUCUGGAAAAACGUUUUUGUUAUGUUUUUUUUUAAGUAAUAGAAAGCUAAUACUAGUGCUUGUUUGAGUACUAACCAUAAUAAAAUGAAAGGCAUCAAGGCACAACGCAGAUAUGUAUCACUAAUUCAGAAGAGUAAAAUGUGGGACCCUGUCCCUUUCAAACGCAGAAAACAAAAUGGCAUCUUCCUCAUUCUCUCUUAUCUCCAGUUUAAUUAAAAAUUAAACCACAGUAAAAUACGGAAGAGCCUGUAGAUAAUGUUAAACUAUUGACUACUGAGAAGUUAAGCGACUGCUUAAAAACAUUUGUCUAUGGAAAUAAGGUUACAUUUCUGUGCAAAGAUAGUAUGGCGGACAGUCCUUAGUGGAGAACCCUUCCCUUACCCAGGGGCUGUGGGAGCACAUGUCCCUUGUAACUGAAUACUGUGAAUGAUAUUUUUUUUCAUUGGUAUUAGGGCCAUUAUGAGUUUAUUCUGCUUUUUAAAAAAAAUCAUUUCAUACCCCCUUGUACUUUGAGUAUGGUGUAAUUAUACCCACUUCUAAGUCGGCAGCACUGCCCUCUCAGAGGGGAGUGAGAAUUCUGUCUAGUAUCGCCUGUUCCCAUUAGGUCUAACCUAGUAUUUCUCCAGGGAAUACUCUCCAAAGAUAGUUGUCACAUCACUGCCUGUAGUUUUUCCAUACCUGCUUUGGUGCCUUCUUUUGAUAAUGAAAUAAACCACAGACAACUGUGUCUAAUUUUGACAUAUUCCAAGUGUCUCUGUCUUGCUGCUGUUAAAUGUUCGGGAUUUGGAGCAUGAAGCCAACCCAGAUUUCUGGUCCUUGGAAGGAUGGCUUGAACGCAGCCAGCCCCUCUUUGGGAAGGAAUGUGUUGUGUUGGGUGGAGUGAGGGCACGGGGUGAUGCACCACUUUAGCUGUCUGUGCGUGUGUUCUCUGCUGCAGGCUUGCCCAUGCCAUCGUGCCUAGAGCACUCUGGUUUCCAGGUGACAGACACGAUUCACGGUAUAGUAUGAGACCUCUGAAGUCGGAGCCUUCUCUACAGCUGUAAUUUCUUUCUUUUAGUUCUUGGCUUCCAGAAAUGCUUUUUAAAGAGAAAGUUGUAAUGCUUGUUAAGUAGCACCAGCUACAGUUUGUGCUGUGCGUACAAAGAGGUACUGUGAUUAAGAUUUCAGAAUGUUACAUAGUGAAUAUAUGCCUUUUCGGUUUUUUGUUUUAUUUUUCGGUCCAAGGCAAAUCAGAUCCCUUACUUCUGUUUCCUCAGUAGAAAAUGACAAACAUAGUAAUUUUAUAGAAAUGUAUGGGCCUCAACUCAAGAGUUCAAUGGAAGUGUGUAGGUUCUUCUUCCUUCAUACCACUUUCAGCAUUUAUAGAAACACCAGACAGACAGACAGACAGGCAGACCAACAGACAUUUUCUUCAGAGUUAGGAACGAACUUUCUUCGUCGUCCUUGUCAAACAGCAUUGUCUUACACGUCUCGGCUGGGUGCUGGAGACCUUUGUGAAGUUCAUGAUGAUCCGAAAGCAGCAUAUAUGGGCUGAAGAAGUGAGGGCACUUUCUAGAAAAGCCAGCCCUUGGGCGCUUUUGGCUAAGAUAGUUAGCCCUGCAAGUCUCAGGGCUCUGGGCUCAGCCAUUGACAGGCGCUCAGACUUCGUUUGAGAAGGUCCUGAACUGCAUCUUCUGGCCCUGGCUUCCACUCACCUAUUUGUGCUCGCGUUUUUAUCGGCUUAGGUUCUCGUUUAUUGACGUCCAUCCAGUCAAUCCAUUUUCUAAAGUUCAAAAGGAUCAAAUUAUUUUAGAAUGGGCCUUGGGAUAACUGAUACUCUAGAGACAACGAUAAAAUGUUAGAAAUCACUCAUGUGUUUAAAUUCUUGUGCACAUGUGCUCAUUAAAUAGUCACAUAAACUAUACUUUCAGUCAUCACAUUGCAAUCUGAUAUUUUAAUGUUCUGUAUCUUCAGAAAAUACUGUAAGAAACCCUAAAAGCAAUACAUAUGCGACAUUUCUUUUCAUAGCAGUCAGGCAGAAGGAAGGUUGGAGUCCGUGUUGGUGAGUCGUGACUGCCGUACAUUCCGUGAAGUCAAGACUCCCACACUUUCCCUGCCCCAGCUCACCUGAAGAGAUGGAACAUAGCCCCAUCCUGAACAGGGACCUAGCGGGGCAGGGAUGCCAGCCAGUUCCCUAUGGAGAGUCUUCUCAGACAGUUGAGUGCAGUCAGGUAACCAAGGUGGGUUUUAGACAUCAUCAGUGCCAUGGGCUGCACAGUGAAGAGGCCAGACGAACAUCACAGUGAUUGAACACGCAGGACAGUGCUGCACAUCCUGUCAUUGUUAGGGAGAUGCCGACCGUCUGGGAGUACUUGUGACUUCACUCAGGAGGAUAAUCCCAGAUGAGUGGAGAGAGAUGGAUUCUUUUCCCAGACCGAACCUUAGAUGCCCCAGGAGUUGAGCCUAGCUAGUGUUUGGAUUAUUUUUUCUUAGUCCUUCAUUUAUGGCUCCCAAAGUGUUUUUAAAAGACCACAGCCAAUUUACUCUGUAUGUAAAAGAACCUUUAAAAAGAAAAUCAUAGCUGAAUGAGCCAGUUGGUUCUGUUUUGGCGACGGGGAGAGCGGUGGGAGGAAGAGAAUGUCACGUGACUUUCUGCAGACACUCUUGUUUGUAUCAUUUUAUUUCUGUAGCCUCGUGUCUGUUUCCUUAUUAUAACAUCAUCUAUAACGGUGGUGAUUAGGUUUCUUAAAUGGCAUUUCAUUUAAUGACGUGUCAUUCUUUGUAGCUGAUUCAUCACUUUUCCCAACCUGGCCCUCAAGCAGAUCACAAGUAGUGUUAUCUUUAAAGCUAUCUUGAAGAUAAAUGUUUCAGGUAUUACAAAUGUUUUAAAUGACCUUUAAAUAGCUAUGUAUAAAAAAUCUUGAUACAGACAAAGGCAGACCCCCCACCCCAUGCACAGACUGUAGGGAGAGCUGAGGUGUGGCUUCGUUUCAUCUCACAAGUGCUGUGGCCUUAUUAAUGUAGUUUAGUCCUAGAACUAUUUUCUUCCUCAUUAUUGGAGGACAUUUUGAUUAAGAACUGGCCAAAUGAUAAGGGUUUAUUAUGCCCGAUGGCUUAAACAAAUUUGAAAAAAUAAACCUGUUAUCUUAUUGUAUCAGGUAACUUAAACAGGAAACAUUAACAUCAGGUACACCAGGUAAUUUAAAGUGGAACUUUUUUGAAUCCUAGAACUAUAUAAGACAAAAUUUAAUUGAAUGAUACUGCCUUGUCCUAGCCCCACAAGUUGUUUUCUUUUCAAAGCAUAAAAUGCAACAUUUUGAAAAUACUCUGCAAUAUUAACAUUUACUUCCUUCAUAGUCUCAUUUAAAGUGCCGAAACCUUUAAAUGUAAUUUUGUCAGAAAAGUAACAUUUGAAACCUUGUACUAAAUAUAUUUAUUAUAAAAAUAAUGUAUACUUCUAAACACGUUUUUAAAUAUAGAAGUAUGUACAGUAAAAAGUGGAAGUCCUCUACUCUCUCAUCUUACUUCCUAGCUAAUAGAAUUUAGAUUUUUAGAAAUCUAGGUUUUUAAUUUAAAAGUUCUUGGCCGAUCAAAAAUAAAUCAACUUUGAAAAAAUCUUUUGUAACUUUAAAAUAAAAGUUAAAAGCUAUAAAUCACAUCCUUUUUAGUAUUGUUGUCACUUUACCCAUUUCAUUUCCUACAUCAUAGGCUAAUGAAUAUGUGACUCUUAACUGAGAGAUUCUCUUGAAAACCAAGCCAAAAACAGGAAGAAAGGAAAGAAAGAAGGAAGAUGGGAGGAAGCCAGUGGCAGUAUCUUUUCAACUAUCAUUGGGUGCCUUUUUUAAAAAAAAAAAAAACAGCUUUACAUCAUAUAGUUCACCCAUUUAAAGUGUACAGUUCAGUGAUUUCUAAUAUAUUUAUAGAGCUGGGUGGCUUCUUAUACAUAUUUGAUGCAUUAUGAUUUCUUGGGUCUUGAAAUUUCAAUGCCUAGUUUUACAAAUUUAUUACGGGAAUUUGAAGCAUGUGUAAAAGUCGACAGAAGGUAUGAUGAACCCACGUGCCCAUUCUCCACCUUCCCCUCAUGGGCAGACUUCUUUCAGAUCUUUACCCUCUCCCACUCCCCUUGGAUUAUUUUGAGGCAAAUUCCAGGGAUUGUAUAAUUUCUUCCAUAAAUAUUUCAGUUCAUACAUGAGACGAUUUAAAAAAAUGCCCACAGUAAUGUUCACGUCAAAAAAAUUAAUAAUAUUAAAUAUCCAGUGUUCAAAGUUCUAAUAAAUGUCUAAUUUUUUUUAGUUUUAUUUUAGAACUUAUGAAAGAUAAUUUUUAUUAUCUUGCCGAGUUAGUUGGAGAAAAGUUUGAAGUCACACUAAAUAUUUGUACAAUAUAUUUGAAUAUCUGCUUCAAAUAAACUUAUGCCUCUGAAGUAAGAUUUCACAGAUUCCCAAAUGUAUUUUGGUUCCUAUCUUCCCGGACGAAAAAGUUCUCUGACCUCCGUUUUGGCCAGGUGAGUCCAUCUCUCCCUGACUCACCUCACGGCUUACCUUCUCUCGGCUGUCUGCCUGGUCCAGGAUUUCCUGGUUCUUAACUCUUCUUACGACAGGCCUUAGGGAGGCUGCACAUUCUGUACUGAGGAAACAGAACAGAGGGUUGGAGAUUGCAGAAGUCCAUCUUGCCUUCCUGAUGGUGCUCUGACAGUACAUAUGAUGCCUUCAUUUGGGUGUGGGAUGGGAUGGGCAGGGGUGGGGAAAAGAAGCCUGGAAUUAAUUUCCACUUACAGUCUAAUAUGUUAAAAGGGGUGACCUUGGCACUAGCCAGUUUGUAACUUUGGAUGAAGUGACUUGCUUUUGAGAGCACCAUUAGAUAGGGCAAGGGACUUCUGUUGACUAACUGACCGAUUAACUGUAUCUCCCUAAGAGGAUACAGUUAGAGGAAUAACAGCAUAAGAAUAACCAUAGUUACGUAGAACUUUGUACAGGUUAAAUCCCGUUACAACACCUUUCAGUAGAAUAUCCAAAUUCCUUAAUUUGUCUUAACGCUUUUCCUAUGAUGCAUUAAUAUGUAUCAGAUUGUAGAACUUUUUUUUUUAAACCUUCCUUAGGGGGAAAAGGUGUAAGAACUUGAUAUUUUUGUGGCAUUGGGGGUGGGGGGGUACAUUUCGGUCCCAGUUCCGUGUUCUAAUGAACACCCCUGCCAGUUUUCCCAGUGCUGGGAUCAUGGGUGUGAAUGUCCCAAAGCUGGUCGGCUCCAUUGCCCUGCAUUGCUCCUUGAAAUUGCUGGCCUUGUGCUUCCACAUGAGAAAGAGUUCAUUUAUUCAAAAGUGUGUUACAAGCAUCAGGGUUUGCUUGGUGCUUUGGGGGAAGACUAACAAUCGAUAAAAGAUAGCGUCCCUAUUCAUUGGGAACCUACAGAUGGCUUGGGAGAGGAGACAGCUCGAGUGUGAAUCUAAGGUAAUGGUGUAAUCAGGAGAGUUUUUUGGAGCCGAGGAGGAAAGCUUUCAGGGCAGGUAGUUAUUCCUCCCUAGGGUUGUAGCAUCCAUCAAGCCAUCAGCAAAGGCCUGAAGGUAUUUUUGGCAACAUUUUGAUUUUUGUAGCUUUCAUUGUAACGGGAUUUAACCUGUAACAUCUUUCAUCAGAGAAGCACAGAUUACACAAAUGAAAACAUCAUCUAUCCCCAUUUGUAUUUUGUGUACUUUGUACAAGAUGUACUUAAGUGUAUCUUAAAGACGUUGAAUAUGUAUAAAUGCAAGCAUUAAUAGCCUUUUGCAGAUAGCUUCAUGAACAUGGAUGUGUUUAUUUUGUUUACUUUUGUAUUCAGCAAAAGAGAGCAUGUAGAACGUGUUUAUACAAAACACACGUGAAAAUGUCUAGAUGUUAUUUCAGGGUAUGAUGUGUGGGCGUGGUUGCUUUAAAUCCCUCGAUUUUUUCAGUGGUGCUAGAGUAGCUGGUGUUGCUUAACGUGGCAUUUUUUUUCCUGUCCACACUUUCCACCCUUGGCACAGGUAUUUUUGAUAAAGCUGUGGAAUGGAAAGGUAUGUUUUUUUAUGGGAUGUUCAAGAAUUUAUUACCAUAAAUUUUUUAAAGAGGCUUCCUUUAUGGGCUUCCGUUUAUGUCUGGCUUAAGCAGACCUAGUUUAAUUGUAAUAAAUAACUCCUAAUUUUAGAGACAAUAUUUGAGUAUAAAAUGUUGACAUGAUACUUAAGUUUCUGACUUAACUUUUCCCCAUCCCUUUAUCUUUAAUGAUAGUAUGAAGGUUUUUAAAGCCCUUGGGGUGGUGGGUAGCUUUUAAAGUAUAUAAUCUGUGCCAUGAAGAAUGUAGCCAGAGUUGUUUAUGGUCAUUAAUGAUCUUGUAUGUUGUCGUUGCUAGAAUCCUGGUUACCAAUAAUUUGCAAUUUCAUUGAGGAAAGUGAUGCAAAAGUAUCCCUUAACAUACUAAUAUGUAAAAUAAGUUUAGGGAUUGUUGCUUAAUUUACACAAUCCUCUUUAUUGGUGGAGGGAAAUUUCAGAUUUAGCUAGUGACUGGCUGAACUAGAAGAGUUAUUGUCUGUGCAAGUGGCUAGUUUGGUCUAGGGCUUGUCUACACAGACUGCAUGAAGGUGAGCCGCCUGCCUGGCCGAGUCCUGUGCUGACCGUGGCUCUCCACAGAUGUGGUCACACGCCCUGCUCUUGCAGGAAGACAGCCUCCUGGGGAUAGCGCUGACCUGAAAAAGCCACAUAGCUAAAUUGAGGUCCUGUAAUAAAGAGGGAUCCGAACAAGCUCAGAAAGAAAAUGAAUUUCAAGGGGCCGAGGCCAUGGUUCUGGAGAGUGUGAUGUUUGCCAUUCUUGCAGAGAGGUCUCUAGGUCCCAAACUCUAUGGGAUCUUUCCCCAGGGCCGGCUGGAGCAGUUCAUUCCGAGCCGACGAUUAGACACUGAAGAAUUAAGUUUACCAGAUAUUUCUGCAGAAAUAGCUGAGAAGAUGGCCACAUUUCAUGGUAUGAAAAUGCCGUUUAAUAAGGAACCAAAGUGGCUUUUUGGAACAAUGGAAAAAUACCUCAAUCAAGUGCUGAGAAUUAAAUUUACCGGGGAAUCCAGAAUGAAACUACACAAACUCCUCAGUUACAAUCUGCCUUUGGAAAUGGAAAACUUGAGAUCGUUGCUUGAGUCCACUCCCUCGCCAGUUGUAUUUUGUCAUAAUGACUGUCAAGAAGGUAAUAUCUUACUGCUGGACGGCCGGGAGGACUCUGAAAAACAGAAGCUGAUGCUGAUAGACUUUGAAUACAGCAGUUACAACUACAGGGGAUUUGACAUCGGGAAUCAUUUCUGUGAAUGGAUGUACGAUUAUAACUAUGAAAAGUACCCUCUUUUCAAAGCAAACAUCCUGAAGUACCCCACCAGGAAAGAACAGCUCCACUUUAUUUCCCAUUACUUGGCUGCAUUCCAGAAUGAAUUUAAAAACCUCAGUCAUGAAGAAAAGUCCAUUAUAGAAGAAGAAAUGUUGCUUGAAGUCAACAGGUUCGCCCUCGCGUCCCAUUUCUUCUGGGGACUUUGGUCCAUCAUACAGGCCAAGAUUUCAUCUAUUGAAUUUGGGUACAUGGAAUAUGCCCAAGCAAGGUUUGAUGCCUAUUUUGACCAGAAGAGGAAGCUCGGGGUGUGACCGUGGGGCGCCCCUGGCGCCCCUCACCACUGCACCGCGCGGAGGUGGCCGGACAGGGCUCCUCUGUGCUGACUGCUGUGCCUGCGGCAAGAAGGCUCGGAUGUCUCGCUUACUCCAGAGCCCAGAUGUAUAUGAUACUAAAGACUAUUAAAAUUGAGUAACAAUUAUUUCCUAUCUUGUUUACGAUUUCACUAGGACUCUGAGACGAGAUCGGGAAGCAGAAAUCUAGUGUAAUAGUGCAAUAGUGCAACAUCUCACAAUCCUCUUAAUCUAGAGAAGGCAUUUUAUACCGGGGGCUUAAAGCUUUCUGUCAGAUACGGCAAAAGCAAGAGUUAGCAGUAUUACUGCGAGUACUGUUUUUUUUUUUUUUUAAAUGUUGAUUUUUCCAAAACUGAAUUGAUGUGCUGGUAAACACUGUGACCAGGCUCUUUGUAGUAACAAUGUGUUGUAGACACUACUCACUCCGAGGGACCGUGCAUGAGCGCAGACGUACUGUGAAGUCCCUCCGAGGCCUUAUCCCAGGACGGCGUCCAGCUGUGGGCGUCCUCUGCCGGGUUCCCCGGGAAGCUGCUGGUUCACCCCUUUGGUCCAAAUGGCUGAUGCGCAAGAAAGCCAAUUGCACAGGAGCUGUUGCGAGCUAUGUCUACAAAUGGAUGAAUGUAGUUCUCUGCUGUUGUAUAUUGCUAUACAGCUGAACUGACAUAAGUGGAUAGAAUCUUUGCCAUGCCCUCCUCUAAGAACGUGCUGUUAACUCCAGCCCCGGGGCAGGCAGCUGUGCCUUGGGCCACGGAGGUCAGGGCUGCGUGGGGCCGUGCCGCGUGCCUGUCUCCUCUCGCCUGCCCGACCUGGCUGCUUGCUCCAGCUCCUGUGGCCUUUCUUGCUUCCUCUCCACUCAGCCUGGGGCUCGUCGCUGGAGGGACACUGGAGGGCUCGGCCCAGGGACCCCCGGAGGCGUCCUUAGAUGCCCCUGCUCCCAGUGAGGAGGCCAUGGUCAGCUGGGGGUGGGGGCACCCUGGGCCUGGCCCUCCGUGGUCACUCCUGGGAGCAGCGGUGUGUGUGGUGUGCAGACGUAGGUGGAGAUGGGUGAAGUCGUAUGUGUAAAAUGCCCCUUUGGGAUAAACUCUUAGAUUUUUUUUCACUCUGAACUUUUAUUUGAAUUGUUUUUUGUGCAUACAUUUCUACUACCACAGAGAUCGUACUACACAAAAAAAUAAAAGAAUUAAAAGCCUGACCUCACACUCAACCCUUGGAUGUGUCGUGAAUCUCAGCAAGAAACAGUUCCUGGUAAU
Trichechus manatus latirostris (Florida manatee) is the source of this 13723-nucleotide messenger RNA. It is a transcript of the gene CHKA, whose product is annotated as choline kinase alpha. The coding region runs from base 11592 to 12434 and encodes 280 amino acids. The record is from RefSeq and is a predicted model, not a curated record. The transcript has 11 exons. Gene Ontology annotation, molecular function: ethanolamine kinase activity; choline kinase activity. Lineage: Eukaryota; Metazoa; Chordata; Mammalia; Sirenia; Trichechidae. Gene Ontology annotation, biological process: phosphatidylethanolamine biosynthetic process; CDP-choline pathway. Gene Ontology annotation, cellular component: cytoplasm.